CUCAUUAAGAGGAACCUCUCCGAGAUCCAGCAGUUCAGUUCGCCGAGGAGAGAGUUCGUAUCCAGCCUGAAUUAGAAGAGGGGAGCUAAGUGCAAGAGAGUCAACUGCGCUUUCAGCAACUGAAAGUUUUGUUGUUUAACGUUAGUGUCCCGCGUUCUCUAAUUCUAAAUCGCCUACAAGAAUGGAAUAUUGUGCAACACGUUAGAACCGCGAUCAUAUGGACAACUUCUAGAACUACGUAUAGAAAUCGAUCGACGGUCAACAUGGUCUAAAGGUAUUGCUUUGGGGAAAGUGAUAUCUUUAUUUACAGAUUUGAACCCGGUAUGGAACCUGAAGAGAACCGCAAUUAAAGGACCAGCUACUGGAUAUCUUCUGAGACUUAUAUCAACUUUUGACUGACAAGGAACGCCUGGGAGAGAGUUUCGCCUGGUUUUUGUAUUCAGCUCUCCCAGAAAUGGUGGGGCACCUACAUUUACAAGCUAUGGAUGACAGUCUAAAAGGAAAGAACAGGGAAGGGUUGCUCGACAGUCCGGAUUCUGGGCUUCCCCCUAGCCCAAGUCCGCCCUUCUAUUCCCUGUCCCCGGCACUGCUAGAGACGCGAUCCGCCAGCUGCACAACUUCGGCUGAACACCAUGGAGACUAUAAGAAGAAGGAGAGCAAAGAAGGCAAGCUGCUGCCUUAUCUCCUCCUGAACUCCACGGGAUUGGACAUCAAGGCUCGUAUGCACCCUGUGUUCUUUGGUGAGAGCAUCAAGGUGAACCCAAAACCAGAGCAAGAGAUCAGGUGCAAUUCGGAGGUGAAAUACGACUCGGACAAGCACUACCGGGACCAGGUGUACUGCGCGCCGGUUCCCACGGUGACCUCCUACAGCGAGACCAUCGUGGCGGUGCGCAACUGCACGUGGCGGAGCUACAAAUCGGAGCUGCAGUUCGAGCCGCGCCAGAGGCCCCUGCACUUCCAGAGCACCACCAUCAUCUUCCCCAAGCACGCCAAGAACAUUUACCGCACCACGCUCCACUACAACGCCUCCGGGACCCGCCGCUGGUUCGUCUCCAGCGUCCAGCUGGAGUCCAGCGAGGACGCCAGCCCCUGCAUCAUCUACACAGAGGACAUGUAAAAUAUACAUAUAUAUAAUCCCCUUUGCCCCUCGCCGUACCCAUCUCCCCCCCUGGGUAGACAAAGUAUGUGUGUGAGAGAUGGCUGAGGGAACCUUUUCUCUGGGUGUAUAGGUACUUGAAAAUAUGCAUAUAUUUUGCUUCACAUAUAUGCUAUUAGCGACCAAGUAUUUAAUUAUUUAUCUCACUUUUGACUCGCAUUUGAUCUACCAAGUUAUUGGUCGAGGCUAAAUGGAUAAAGGGAAGGUAACAAGUGACCCAUGUGUUACAAUACCCGCGUUUCCCAUCAGUCCACGGGCAUGGCUUCAUUUCAAUGCUGAAAUGCAGGGAUUUAACGGACAUGGGCUUUGCCCAUCAGGGGUACCAUAUGGCAGGCAGAAACAUGAAAACCUUAGCAAGCAAAUUAAAUAAGCAUUUAAACUCCUACUCUUUAUUCUGCACCAAAGAAGAAGAACGAAAAUCAAUGAAAAGCAGUGAGAGCCAAUUCACUCUGGAGAGACAUUCAGAGGAAAUGGGUUAGAAAUGUGAAAGGCAGCAUCAACGCUGCGCUGAGAUUUACCAUGUGCAUAAUGUGCGUGUAUUCCGCAUAAUGACCGAAUCAGGCUUUCAAGACCACUGCAUUCUCUUGACAUUGUACAGAAAUUAGAGCAGUUUCAUUUUUUAAAAAUUAACAUUUAAACAGGAGCAGUGCGAAUACAAAUAAGAACACUUGUCCAGCCAGCCGAACGGCCGUAAGAAACCUGUUUAAAUGAAAGAUGUGUGGAAGUCUGCUUGUAUCAGCAGUAAAGUGGCAAUGGGUCCUGUGCUAGCUGUGCUUCCUGGCUCAUUCAUCCCAUUUAGCGCAGCGGAGUCCCAUAAACAUUGUAGUCACCACCUCCCCAUGUCCAGGAACGAUGUUGGUUAAGCUAAAUUCCUUAAAGGCUUGAAAGUACUAGUCUGGGCUUUUUUAUUGCUCGCAUAACAGUGGCUGAUGCAUCUCGCUGGCUGUAAAAUUUUAUACGGAGCAUAAAGCAUUCUGGGUUGGAAUGCAACAGCGAACAGUGAAUGCGAUCUUGAACUCAUUACCGUCUUGGAGGAGGGGAUUUGGGGGUGAUUUGAGGUGCGCAUCGAAACUCCCGUCAUUUUCAGUAUGAAGAUUUCCUUUAUUACUAGACGAAUUUGAUGGUGUUGGCGAGGGGAAAGGAAAACAAAGUUACGUUCGCAGGCGUGUCAAAGGUUGGACCGAAGACAUCACACUGGGGAGGUCUCUGCCCUCUAAGCAAUCUCAGCCUCUCUCAGUGUUAUCAGGUUCCCAGAUGGUCACGACUGAUAUGGUUAGCGCCGCAAGCUGGAACAUCUCUCAGCGCUGACAGGCUUUCCUGCAUCAAACAGCCAGGGAACCCGAUAUCACUGUUCUUCAAAGCUUGUGUGAGCAACUCGGCCAAUCUCGCAGUUCCAACCGUUGUGAUCUCACCGACGCGUUUACAGUGUGUGCACUGAAUCUGGAGUGACUCUGAAUCGGGAUCGGUUGGGCCAGUCUGGCCGUGGCACACUGCAGUGAGGCCCCUUCAGUGCGUGUGCUGUAAGAGUAGGACGUGCAGUGCUGGGGGAGCCGUUUAAGAAAAGCAGAGUUUAUGUUAUGUUUAAUGUGGCUGGGGCCUUGGCUUAGCUCAGGACCCAGGGACAGACAAGAAGCACUAUGAACAGCAAAUCUGCCUUUUACGGCUUGUCAGCACUGCGGACGAAUGCUUUGAUACUUUGUUAGUAGAAGCCUGUUUCCCACCUGGAACAGUGUGAACGUAUAGGCUUGAUCGGCCAAGGAGAAGAAACGGGCUCACAGAUUUCCCGUGUUCCUUUAUUUUAAUGUUUUAAAAAGAAAUAGCUUACCGUUAAAAAGAGAUGUCGUAUUCACGUCGACACGCUGUCAUAUUCACAUGAAUACAACAUGACCUGCCAAACAUUUCUAAUUUUGGAAAAGGGUUACCUAUCACCCAGAGAGGGUGAGAGCGAUGGAGACAGAGAAAGAGACUGAGUGUGAGAGAGAGAGAGAGAGAGAGAGCGAGCACGCACUGUAUCUACCCUGAGGAACACCAAGUUCAGAGAGAACGAUCCUAACUUUUUCCAGUGCACAGAGUCUAAUGAAAGGAUUUAAUCAUAUUUGUCAUCUGUCCGUCUUUGUUGUUUGCGUUGCAAAAAUGUGGACUUUGGCAGUAAAGCGCUCCUGGCAGUAGGAGCUGGGAAUUGUACUUUAAAUGGUGACCAAAGUUUGAGUGAGAGAAACAGACAGAAUUACUAGACUACCCAAGGGUUAAAAAAAAAAAAAAGCACAUUGUUUCUCAGCGCAAGAAAGAAAUAAUCAAAGGUUGAAUUUAAAACACGCGCACGGACGGCAAAGGACAUCUGUAAGUCUGACAUCCCUGCAUUCUACCCGCCAGACUGCGUUUUCUUUAUUUUGAAAAGAAUGAGAGGAGGGAGGAAAAAAGUCUCAGACAGACAUGGCUGCUGUGCACGGGAGGGGGGCGGGCAGGGGCAGCUCUACAGAAUAGUGGGGUUGAAACCCAAAGAAAGGGGGCUUAAUGUCUAAAACAGAUCUCUCACGUACAGUAGGUGAGCCAGCAGCGGGUCCCAGCACUCUUACGUUAGACAUCUGAACGGACGGUCAUACAGCAGAAAGGGGUUUGUCAUUGUGUGUGCGUGUGAGUGUGUAGCAGGGGUGGUUAUGGGCUGGAAGUACUCGUGCGCAGAUUCAGAUGCUGGAACUGAUCCUGUGUAGCACUGAGACUGGGAUGGAAGACCAGCUCUGACUGUGACUGUCUGUGACUGUGUCUGUGUUCCCCACAGAGACAGACUGUCCCAGAGUCCUCCCUUUUACCUCUGUUUUGAACAUCCUAGGCCUGCUGCGGCCCUUCUGGAGAGCACAGAAAGUAGAGUAUAAAGGACAUGAAGAGAACCAAAAGGGGUCACAUUCUGUCUCCCCCCAACAUUUACUGAUAUGUAUAUAGUUUUUUGCCCCAAGUUGAAAUCCUAAAUUGCGACCCUCACCAGUAUGUUGUGUGCCUUAGAGCAGUCAAGCGACUUCCUAAACCAUAUCAUACCCAUCUAUCAUCGACUGGGCUUUGAGAGAGGAAGAGAAAACAUACAGGAAAAAGUGAGGUACGGUGUUCUAAAGCGAUGGGGCACAGUUCUAAUGUAAAAUACUCCCACAGAAGUGAGAAAGCACACUUCCUGUCUGAAAUGCACUCCCGGGGUUCGCUUGACGUACAGAGGGAGCUGCAGAUUCGGUUUAUCUUGUCGAGCCUUGCGGCUCUGACCUGCUAUGCAGCCCACUUGUGUCCUUUUCUCCUUGGUCUCCGUUUCACGGCCUUACCUUGGCCCUCAUACCCUUGCUUUGGAAAAAUAUAGUUCUUCUGUGGCACUCUGGUGAACAUGACCAUAAAACUGACUAUGUGAGCUAGAAGACAGCUGAAAUCAGUCACAGGAAGCCAGUAGUGUAACACAGUAUGUAGCUAAUAAUCUCUAAACUGAAAAGCUUAUGUUUCUGUUAAGUUUUCUGUUAAAUUUCCUUUGGAGUAUUCUUUUCAGAUUAUUUUUAUUUUGGAUUGAUAGAUCGGUGUUGUGUCUGACCUGACAACUUACCUUUUUGUCUGUCUUAUAUAUAUUUGAAUUAUAAAAGUUUAAAUAUCGAAUCUGGAAUAUUGAAUUUCUUACCUCAGUUCUUAUUUUAUUUUAAGUUAAGCUUUUUUUUCAUUAUCUUGAAAAAACAAAGAAACAAAAAAAAAACAAUACUGUAUUCCCUUGCUUUCGGUUUGAAUGCUAAUAUUCACUCUUUCGAUGACACCGUAAAGUUGAAGAGUUACGCAUUUGUUUUAGUCUUUAAACAAGCAAGUAAGAAGUAACAUGUGACAGGACAAAGGGAGUGCAUUCAAGUUAUGUUGAAUUUAGUCAACAUACUUAAAAAGACAAUGCGUUUUCAAGGUGUUUGCGUACGGACGGCUAUAGCUGAAAGUCGGUUAAAAGGAAUGAUCUGAAAUGUGUAAUGAGAGUUUGAAGAUGGAAGCAAGACCAUUUGCUAAAGUCACAAUUGGCUAUCGUUGGCUAAUGUCUGUCACUGCACAGUCAGCUCACUGCAUGCUAAAUUUGCAGUGAAAGCUGGGCUGUAAUUGUGACCAAGUCUGACAUGUGGCGUCACUGGAUCACUCGCCUUGUAGAGGUUGGAGGGGAAGUGAUGGAUUAUGGUCUUUGCUUAGAGUCACGACGAGAGGCUCGGUAAGAUGUCGAGGGUAAGAGCGAUGUGAUGUUCAGGAAUGAGAAUGGGUGGGAUGAAAGUGUGGAUGAAAAGGCAUUGGGUUUGCUUCUGGUGUAAAUUGCUUUUAAUAACUGAUUUUUUUUGUUUGUUUUUGUUUCCUAACAUCUUGACAAUUAAUGUUCUUGUAAAAUACUUUCAUGUUGUAUAUGUGGCAAUAAGGCACUUCAUAAUUAUCUUUAUAUUUUUGUAUAUUUUCCCAAGUCUGUGCUCUUUCUUUGUUUUGGACAACAGAUGAGAAAAUAAUUUAAAGAGACAAAUGUAUAUCUUAAUAAAAAAACAAAGCCCAAAA
Anguilla rostrata (American eel) is the source of this 5689-nucleotide messenger RNA. RefSeq names its product refilin A (gene rflna). The record is from RefSeq and is a predicted model, not a curated record. Lineage: Eukaryota; Metazoa; Chordata; Actinopteri; Anguilliformes; Anguillidae. The transcript has 4 exons. Gene Ontology annotation, biological process: actin filament bundle organization; skeletal system morphogenesis; negative regulation of chondrocyte development. Gene Ontology annotation, molecular function: filamin binding. Gene Ontology annotation, cellular component: actin filament bundle. The coding region runs from base 455 to 1117 and encodes 220 amino acids.